CUACCGGCUGCAGCAUGGCUAGACACUACAUUUGACACAGUUUUCUAUCGUUAUUACUUCUAUGUUUGGAUUUUAUACAGUUUAUCUAUGCUAAUACAACUAUGGUCCUUUGUAUAUCUAUGACUAUGGUAGUAUGCAACGUAACAGCUUGUCUAUGGUAACAGUGCAGCGUAUAUUAAUGUGUUAAAACCGUGAAAUUAAUCUAUGUUGUGGAACAUUGAAUUAUGAUUGAAAGUGAUUUACAAAAAACACAGAUUAAAAGAGUGGAAAGAGUACCGUUGUUCAAUGAUAUGCUGGCACUGUGUUAAUUUUGUAUAUCUAUGCUUCAUAUUAUGUAUAUUUCAGUUGUCAGCGAAGGGGCAUCUUGAGUGUAAUUAUAGUAGUUUGUUUUUAAAUUAUAAGUAAACAGUUAUGACCAUGCAUACACUACUAUUACAACGACGACAUUUUUAUUACUAUGCUAUAAAUAAUGGUUAAAUAGUAUAGUUUUGAUGCAUAGUUUAGCUGAAGCACAAAGUUUUCGAAUAUUUGAAAUUUGGAUGGUUAACGUAAUUUGCUAUAAUGGCAACUCAAAAACCAGGAGAGUGGGCCAGUUCUCUAAUAGCACGUUUUGAAGAACAGCUUCCUUGUCGUAUUGGAUCUCAAACUACACAUUCACGUAUUAAUGAAGAAGAAAAUAAAAAUUGUAUUAUUCAAAUAUCUCGUUAUCGCUUUUCAUUAGUUCUCGAUGGUUUUGUGAAAGUAUUAAAACAUAUUAAUGAUCUAGGAACCUUGGGAACACAGAGACAGCAUCAUGAAACAGAAAAAAAUUAUUAUGAUAGUGUUAUAAUUGUUUUAGAGACUUUAGAAAAGUGUUUUAGCAUUCAACCGAGAGAUUCAAUCAACUUAACAAUGGAAGAAAAUCAAAACUUGAAAUCUCUUCUGAAGGAAAUAUGCACAUUUCUAGAUAUGCCUCAAGAAAAUCCAAAUAAUCAUGCAAUUAAGCUAUUAGCAAGUAAAGUUCUCUUUGCUUUGAGUGUAAAUUUCUUCAAUGUUGUCUUCAGUCGUAUUUCAUCAAAAUUACAAGAACUUGCAUCUUGUCCAGAAGAAAAUUCUGAUUAUAGUGAUAUAGAAUUAAUACAGCAUAUUAAUGUAGAUAUUUUUAGAUUAACUAAGUUGUUAACAGAAAGUAUACAGAAGUUUCGACUUCUUAAAAAAUCGGCUCACCUAGUGUUGAUGAAUUCAUUGGAAAAAGUUAUAUGGAACUGGAUGGACACUUACCCCUAUGAGUUUGCUGAAUUACAUAAAAAUCCUAAUGAUGAACUGUCAAAAUGUUGUGAGCAGCUUUUCGAUAUACUGGAUGCAUUUGCUGAUAACAAAAAAGGAAGGGCAGCUGUUUGGCCACUUCAAAUUAUGUUGUUAAUAUUGUCUCCCACAGUACUCGAAGAAAUUGUGCAUGCAGAUAGUGGAACACCGUGUUCUCCUCGUCAUUCUAAGAAGAAACAAUUUAUAGAUACUUUGAAGCGUUCGCUUUGUGUUCAUAGUAACUCCAGUAAAUCAGCCGAAGUUGCUGCAGUUUCCUGCGUUAAAUUAAGCAAAGCAUCUACGUAUAUUAAUAUUGUUGAUUCUAAUAAUAUUGUUUUUUCCCUUGUACAAAGUGUCGUUAACGAUCUGAAGACUUUACUUUUCAAUCCAAGUAAGCAGUUUUCCAGAGGACAAAAUUAUCUUUAUCAAGAUAUGGAUCUCAUGAUUGACUGUUUUGUGUCAUGUUUUCGGAUAAAACCUCAUAAUAACGAGGCUUUAAAAAUAUGUCUUAAUUUGACCUUACCUUCAACUUACCAUUUCGUCUUGGUGAGGUCUUUAUAUAGAAUUGUUACACAACCGCGACUUCCUUGGUGGCCACAAAUAGAUCUUGUUUACAAUAAAUCUUCAGAACUUCGGGCAUUGUUUACAGAUACCCUUAAUAAAGUAGCUCAAGGUUACAGUGCUCAUACACCUCUCCGAAUGAUUCAGUCGCUUACACUUAAAGGAAAGGAUUCUCAAAUUAAGUUUAAAGACCGAGCAGAAGAAAUUCCUGGUAUUCGAAAUCUCUUGCUUUAUAUGGUGCGACUGAUACAUGCCGAUCCGAUGCUUAUGCUGAACAAUCAAGGUAAAGCAGGCCAUGAAAUCCAAAGUUCUACAUUGGAGUUAAUUAAUGGCUUAGUUUCAUUAGUUCAUCAAUCUAAUAUGCCCGAUAUUGCACAAGAAGCUAUGGAAGCUUUACUUGUUCUUCAUCAUCCUGAGAAAAUUGAAGUUUGGAAUCCUGAAGCUCCUAUCAAUACCUUUUGGGAUGUCAGUUCCCAGGUCUUAUUUUCUAUAUCUCAAAAAUUGAUACAGCAUCAAAUCAUAAAUUACACAGACAUUUUAAAGUGGCUACGCGAAAUUCUUGUAUGCCGAAAUGCCUUUCUAUCAAAGCAUAAAGAGUAUGCAAAUUUAGGCAGUCAAAUUGCUAUCUGCAAACAGGCGCAUAUUAAAUUGGAAGUGGUUUUCUUUAUGUACCUCUGGAGUAUAGACAUGGAUGCAGUCUUAACUGCAAUGAGUUGUUUUGCACUGUUAUGUCAAGAGGCAGAAAUAAGAUGUGGAUCUGAUGAUGUUACUGUUACAUAUUUAGUGCCUAAUUGUCAUGUUUAUCAGGAAUUAGCUCAAGCGUCAACCGUAUUAACUUCUGCUAGCGGGGAAUCCCGAAUGUGCUUUCCUGAACAUGUUAAUGGGAGAGCGGCCCUCCAAAAAAAAAUUAUGGCAUUACUAAGAACUAUUGAGCAUUGUGUAAAUGGCGUUCAACCAGCUUGGGAAGAAACUUUUAUGUAUUGGAACUCAGUUUGUAAAAACUUAGCCUCAUAUCCAAAAGCUAAAGUUGAAGAUGGGCAAAUGGAACCAUUUCAUCGGUCAAUGGGCAAAAGAAGAGCAUCACAUCAAAAUUCUGAACAUGAACUAGAAGAUCAAAUAAACGAAUGGGCUAAUAUGACGGGGUUUCUAUGUUCGCUGGGCGGAGUAUGUCUUCAAAGAAAGUCACCAUCUAGACCUCAUUUAUCUCUUUCUUCGUAUUCAAGUUCUUGCAUGACACUUAGUUCAGUGUGUUCAAGUUUGCCUACGGAUAGUCGGAAGUGUAGUGUACUAGCGAGUGGCGCUCAAGAACAAAGACAGUAUUGUCCAGUAACACAAUUUGUAGACCUGUUGUUAAGACUUCUAGUCUGUAACAACGAAAAAUUUGGAGCUCAAAUACAAAAACAUGUCAAAGAACUGGUAGGGCAUGAAAUGUCUCCAGCUUUAUAUCCUAUUCUUUUUGAUCAAAUUAAAACAAUAGUAGAUAAGUUUUUUGACCAGCAAGGGCAAGUAGUAGUAACAGAUGUUAAUACACAGUUUAUCGAACACAUCGUUUUCAUAAUGAGAAAUAUCCUAGACGGAACUAAAAAUGAGCAACCUUCAGAACAUUUGGGUGUGACAAGUAUUGAAGGAUUAAUGCUUGGAGUAGUCCGGUAUGUUCGUCAUUUGGACAUGACUGUUCAUGCUAUACAUAUUAAGACAAAGUUAUGUCAGUUAGUUGAGGCAAUGAUGAAAAGAAGGGACGAUUUAGCUUUCAGACAAGAAAUGAAGUUUCGAAACAAACUGGUUGAAUAUCUUACUGAUUGGGUUAUGGGAGCAUCCCAUCAGAUUGCACCACCUGGUUCAGGAGAUGCUUCUUGCAUUACAAGAGAUUUAGAUCAGGCUUGUAUGGAAGCUGUGGCCUCAUUAUUGAGAGGGCUGCCGUUACAACCAGAAGAAUCUGAUAGGGGUGAUCUUAUGGAAGCUAAAAGUCAAUUGUUUUUGAAAUAUUUUACUUUAUUUAUGAAUCUUCUUAAUGACUGUACUGACGCUGCUGAUGUAGAAAAAGAUAUCCAAAGACAGCGCAUUAGUGCCAAUAAAUUAAAUACACUGAGAAAUGCAACAAUUCAAGCUAUGUCGAAUUUGCUGUCAGCGAAUAUUGAUAGUGGAUUAAUGCAUUCUAUUGAUUUGGGAUAUAAUAGAGAUUUACAAACAAGAGCUGCAUUUAUGGAAGUUCUGACAAAGAUACUUCAACAAGGAACAGAGUUUGAUACCCUAGCUGAGACGGUUUUAGCUGAUAGAUUUGAGCAGCUGGUCCAGUUAGUAACAAUGAUAAGUGAUAAAGGAGAGUUGCCGAUUGCCAUGGCAUUGGCCAAUGUUGUUACUACUUCUCAAAUGGAUGAGUUAGCCAGAGUAUUUGUUACACUUUUUGAUGCUAAACACUUGCUAUCUCCCUUAUUAUGGAAUAUGUUUUACCGAGAGGUAGAAGUCUCUGAUUGUAUGCAAACACUUUUUCGUGGCAAUUCACUGGGUAGCAAAAUAAUGUCAUUUUGUUUUAAAAUUUAUGGAGCCAGUUAUUUACAGUCUUUGCUCGAACCUCUUAUCCGACCACUUCUAGAUGAACCUACAUGUAGUUUUGAAGUAGACCCUGCACGAUUAGAUUCAAAUGAGGAUAUAGAAGAGAAUAGGAAAAAUCUAAUAGCCUUAACUCAAAAGGUUUUCGAUGCUAUUAUUAACUCUGCUGAAAGGUUUCCUCCACAAUUGAGAUCUAUGUGUCAUUGUCUUUAUCAAGUUUUAAGUAAAAGAUUUCCUCAGUUUCCUCAAAAUAACAUUGGUGCUGUAGGAACCGUUAUAUUUUUGAGGUUUAUUAAUCCUGCCAUUGUUUCCCCUCAAGAGAUGGGAAUUGUUAAUAAACAAGUGCCACUUCCUAUUAAAAGGGGUCUUAUGCUAAUGUCAAAAAUUUUACAAAAUAUCGCAAACCAUGUUGAAUUCAGCAAAGAACAGCAUAUGCUGCCUUUUAAUGAUUUUCUUAGAAUUCAUUUUGAAAUAGGUAGAAGAUUUUUUAUACAAAUUGCAUCGGACUGUGAAACUGUUGAUCACACUUCACAUUCAAUGUCAUUUAUAAGUGAUGCCAACGUUUUGGCCCUUCACAGAUUACUGUGGAACCAUCAAGAACGUAUAGGAGAUUAUUUAUCUAGUAGUCGAGAUCAUAAAGCUGUUGGCCGGAGGCCAUUUGAUAAAAUGGCCACUUUGUUAGCAUAUUUAGGCCCACCUGAACAUAAACCUGUCGAUUCUCACAUUCUUUUUUCGUCAUACGCAAGAUGGAGCUCUAUUGAUAUGUCUUCUACAAAUUUUGAAGAGAUAAUGGUAAAACAUAAUAUGCACGAAAAGGAGGAAUUUAAGUCCAUUAAAUCACUUAAUAUUUUUUAUCAAGCUGGUACUAGUCGAGCAGGCCAUCCCAUAUUUUAUUAUAUAGCAAGGCGAUAUAAAAUAGGGGAAACGAAUGGCGAUUUACUAAUAUAUCAUGUAAUUUUAACGUUAAAGCCUUUCUGCCAUUCUCCUUUUGAGUUAGUUGUAGACUUCACACACACAUGUGCGGACAAUAGGUUUAGAACUGAAUUUUUACAAAAAUGGUUCUAUGUUCUUCCAGAAGUGGCUUAUGAUAACAUUCACGCAGCUUACAUUUAUAAUUGUAAUAGCUGGGUAAGAGAAUAUACAAAAUAUCAUGACAGAAUAUUGGCACCUCUUAAGGGGAAUAGAAAAUUAAUUUUUAUUGAAUCUCCAACAAGAUUGAAUGAUGUUAUCGAAAUUGAUCAACAAAAACUUCCAGGAGCUACUCUUAGCUUGGACGAGGAUUUAAAAGUAUUUAAUAAUGCGCUAAAACUUUCCCACAAAGACACGAAAGUUGCAAUAAAAGUUGGUCCUACAGCAAUUCAGAUUACUUCAUCUGAGAAAACUAAAGUCCUUUCUCAUUCUGUUCUUUUAAAUGAUGUUUAUUAUGCAUCUGAAAUUGAAGAAGUCUGCCUUGUUGAUGACAAUCAAUUCACCUUAACCAUAGCCAAUGAAAGUGGGCCACUUAGUUUUAUUCACAAUGAUUGUGAUAGUAUUGUGCAAGCGAUUAUCCAUAUUAGAAAUAGAUGGGAGCUCAGUCAACCUGAUUCGGUAACUGUACACCAAAAGAUUAGACCUAAAGAUGUUCCCGGAACGCUUCUUAAUAUGGCAUUACUUAAUUUGGGUUCAUCUGAUCCCAAUCUUCGAACUGCCGCUUAUAAUCAUUUAUGCGCUUUAACAGCAACGUUCGAUUUAAAAAUUGAGGGUCAACUUUUGGAGACGUCAGGUCUUUGUAUUCCUUCCAACAAUACCAUAUUUAUAAAAUCGAUUUCUGAAAAACUUGCGACCAACGAACCUCAUCUAACACUUGAAUUUUUGGAAGAAUGCAUCCAGGGUUUUAGAGUAUCGACCAUUGAAUUAAAACAUUUGUGUUUGGAAUAUAUGACUCCUUGGCUUGGAAAUCUUGUUCGAUUUUGCAAACCUUCAGAAGAAAACAAACGCCAAAAGCAAGUCGGUCAAAUUUUGGAAAAAUUAAUUUUAAUGACGAUUGAGGAAGUUGAGAUGUAUCCUUCCAUACAAGCAAAAAUUUGGGGCUCUAUUGGUCAUGUCCCGGAACUAAUAGACAUGGUUCUUGACAAUUUUAUUCACAGAUCAGUGAGCUCGGGUUUAGGAUCACCGAUGGUUGAAAUAAUGGCGGAUACUGCAGUUGCAUUAGCGUCAGCAAACGUACAGCUUGUUGCCAAGAAAGUUAUUGGUCGAUUAAUAAAGGUGGUAGAUAAAACAUGUCAGUCGCCAACUCCACUACUAGAGCAGCAUAUGAUGUGGGAUGAUAUAGCUAUUUUAGCCAGAUAUCUACUAAUGUUAUCUUUCAAUAACUGUUUGGACGUUGCGCGUCAUUUGCCAUACUUAUUUCAUACAGUUACUUUUCUUGUUUGCUCAGGAUCUUUAAGUAUGCGCGCCUCAACUCAUGGAUUAGUAAUAAACAUUAUACAUUCAUUGUGCACGUGCACUAAGCCAUCUUUUUCUGAAGAUACACAGCGAAUUUUGAGAUUAUCUUUGGACGAAUUUUCGUUGCCGAAAUUUUAUCUUCUUUUCGGUAUAAGCAAAGUAAAAUCAGCAGCAGUUACUGCGUUUCGAUCUAGUUAUCGUCACCCUAAUGAAAGAUGGUUAAAUGCAGAAAGAAGCUUUUCUGGGCCUUCUGCUGAUAGAGAAAAACUGUCUUUAAUUUCGUUAGAGGUAAUCACUGACGCGUUAUUAGAAAUAAUGGAAGCUUGCAUGCGUGAUAUUCCAAACUGUGAUUGGUUAACCAGCUGGACUAAUUUGGCAAAAAGUUUUGCUUUUUGUUUUAAUCCUGCCCUUCAACCGAGGGCUCUUAUUGUUUUUGGAUGUAUUAGUAAAAGCAUUACUGAUGUUGAUAUGAAACAGUUAUUAAGAAUUUUGGUAAAAGCUUUGGAGAGUUUUAACGAUAUGGUACUUAUUGAAGCAAUUGUUAUGUGCUUGACGAGGUUGCAGCCUCUUUUGGAUGCAGAAUCUCCUAUUCAUAAAGCUCUCUUUUGGGUCGCAACAUCUGUUUUGCAACUAGACGAAGUCACCCUUUAUGCAGCUGGUUUAGCACUUUUAGAACAAAAUCUUCAUACUCUCGAUUCUCAAGGAAUCUUUGACGAUAAGACGUUAGAGCAAGUAAUGAUGUCCACUAGAGAGCCAUUAGAAUGGCAUUUCAAACAAUUGGAUCACGCUGUUGGACUUAGCUUUAAAGCAAAUUUUCAUUUUGCUUUGGUUGGCCAUUUAUUAAAAGGAUACAGACACCCCUCUCCUACAACAGUAUCUCGGACAUCGAGGAUUUUAACUAUGCUACUAUCUAUUGUUGCGAAACCCCAUCAGCGAGAUAAGUUUGAAAUUACUCCAGAUAAUGUAGCUUAUUUAACAGCAUUAGUUGGUGUUUCCGAAGAAGUGCGCAGCAGAUGUCACAUUAAAUAUUCGUUGGAACAUUUUAUGCCUAAUCCUGUAUCUGAAGAUAAAUAUUUGCCCGAAUGUUUACCUCCAGCAAUUCAGCAGAUAAAUAAUACCGGUUUUAUUUUUUCAUCCACAAGUUCCAGUAUAAAUCAAAGACAAAAGCCAUGGGACCUUCUGGAUCAACCUGCUAUUUCUCAAAUAAGACACAAUAAACGGUCAGUUAGCCAUCAGGUAUUUUUAAUAUGAUUGAUAUAACGUUUGUUCGAUAAAUUCCACUUUUUUAAAUAGAGUCGAAGUGUAAGAGUAUCUGUAAGCAACGACAAUAAUAUUUUAUUAGAUCCUGAAGUUCUUACUGAUUUUUCAACUCAGGCAUUAGUUCUAACAGUAAUGGCAACUCUGGUUAAAUAUAGCACAGAUGAAGCAGAGAUAAGAAUUCUUUAUCAGUACUUGGCAGAAGGUGCAGUUGUCUUCCCAAAAGUAUUUCCAGUAAUAUAUAAUUUACUUGACAUGAAAAUAAACAAUAUUCUGCAAUCUUGCCACGACCAAGUUAUUCUUAAUUCUGUAAGAAAUAUUAUUCAAAAUAUGGUAGCUUGUGAAGACACAAGUCAGCAGCAGUUGCACUAUUUACAAAGUUGCGGAUUUGGAGGAUUAUGGAGAUUUGCAGGCCCAUUUAAUAAAUACAAUACAACAGCAGAAAGUGGGGAGCUAUUUGUAAACUGUUUAGAAGCCAUGGUAGAAACAUGUCUUCAUAUUGAAGAACUGGAAGGCGAAAACGGGGAAAUUGAACAGUAUCCAUCAAUGUUAAGUGUUGGUUCAAAUAUGAAUUUGUCAUCAAGUUUGUCGAGCCUUACAUUGGGUUCUCCAACAGAGAAGGAACGUUAUGAAACAAAAGAUUUGGAAGUGGGAUGCAGCUCAUCAUUAGGAAGGUCGUCUUUUAGUAAACCCCGAAAAAUAAAAACAAAACCAUCAUAUGCUAAUUUAGACACUUUUUCAAUGACUUAUCCUCAAAAAAACCAAUAAGCGAAUCUUUGAUACUCGCGUAUUCAUUUUUUUUUAAUUAUUAACCUUUGAAAAUACGUGCGAAUUGCGUUAUGUGACGGUUCUUUUAAUUCUACUACAAAUAAUUGGAAACGAAUUCUCAAUUUUGUUUCUACAUUAAAGCCGGUGUUAUGCUUGUUUCCUAUGCUAAAAUUAUUUAGUAGAUAUUGAGUAUAUUCAUAAUUUCCUUUCAUUUAUGCAUAAAGUUCCAAAAUGUGUGAUAUGGGUAAUAAUGAGUACUUUCUUGACAUAAAUAUUUUGAAAUAAAUGAGAAAACUAGAAGAGUUAAAUCCCAGCUUUAACUUUUUAUUCUUAAAUUUUGUAAAAUUUAGUGUUUAAUAAAAUACAGUAAAUUAGUUUUAGAAGCCUGAAAGGAAAUUCAUGAAAUGAAUCAAUUGGUGAUCCUUUUUUCUGAAGAUGAAUCAAGAGUAGUAACGAAGAUUUGUAAUGAGAUUAUAAUAAUAAUAAAAUCAAAUUUUCACAUCAACCUGCUAUUUUCAGACUUUUCGUGACUUAUUUUUCUAUUGAGUACCUUUGUACUAUUACGGAUGGAACCCAAGAAAAUCGCAACUAUUAUCAAAACAUGCUGCAUCCGCGUCUACACCUCGUGGAAAGUAGUGGAGUCAUUUCGUUUAGAGGUAAAGUAUUUUGCGUCUAAUAUGUACUCUACUAAUAAGUUUAAAGAGUUGCACCAAAUGGAUGUUUAAGCAUUAGUCAUUUGUAAAUAUUGUAAAAAUGUACAUGUAAUAAAUAGAAUAAGCUGAC
Agrilus planipennis (emerald ash borer) is the source of this 9627-nucleotide messenger RNA. Its product is annotated as neurofibromin. Gene Ontology annotation, biological process: regulation of GTPase activity. The record is from RefSeq and is a predicted model, not a curated record. Lineage: Eukaryota; Metazoa; Arthropoda; Insecta; Coleoptera; Buprestidae.